AUGACUUACGGACACACCGGAAGUCGUUCGUUUAGCUGACAGGCUGUUCGGUUGGACUCGGUACCGACCAUGGCCUCCAUCCUGGAAGAAUACGAGAACUCUUUGUCCCGUGAUAACUUCCCGAGCCAGAGCAGAGGCCCCGGCAUCCUUCUUUCUGGUUAUGUUAAUGCUCGCUUAGAGAAGGAGACGCCAAUAUUCAAUAAGCAACGGAUUGACUUCACUCCUCCAGAAAACAUUAAUAGCAUGGUGGUGUGUAACAAUCAGCUGUGCAUGAGCCUGGGGAAGGAGACGGUUCUCCGGAUUGAUCUGGUGAAAGCUGACCAGCCAAACCAAGUAGAACUGGGUCGUAAAGAUGAUUUCAAAGUUCACAAAAUGUUCUUGGAUCCUUCAGGAUCACACCUCGUGAUUGCUCUGAACACUAGCGAAUGCCUGUAUCUCAAUCGCAAUGCCCAGAAAGUUCGUCCACUUUCCCGAUGGAAAGGCCACUUGAUUGAAAGCAUUGGAUGGAACAAGUUUCAGAAGAAUGAUACUACCACAGGACCUAUAGUAGUUGGCACUGCGCAGGGUCAAAUAUUUGAAGCAGAAAUCUCAACCACCGAAGGUGGACUUUUUGGCACAAAUCCUGAUCAGUAUUUUCGCUAUCUUCACACAUUGGAAGAAGAGACUGGACCUGCUCCAGUUUGCUGUCUAGAAAUCAACUGCGGAUAUGAAAACCGUUAUUGUGUCAUUGCAACUACUCGGAAAAGGCUUUUCCAGUUUGCUGCCAAAAUAACGGAAGGCACUGAGCAACAGGGGUUUGCACCACUUUUUAACCAGACUAUGGAUGACCUUCCAAGCAUCCAGGAAUUUCCAGGUAAUCUUGGAUAUAGUGAAAUAGCUUUUUACACUCAAAAACUUCGGACCUACCCAAUGUCAUUUGCUUGGAUGAUGGGAAACGGUGUGCUUUAUGGCAAUUUGGAUUUUACUCGACCUGACUCGGUAUUGACUGAUGUCCAAGUGUGGGAGUACCCUUCUAAUGUUGAAAAGCCCAUAUCCAUUGUCAUUACGCAGUUUCAUUUCUUGCUCUUGCUUCCUGACCGAGUGAAGGCGAUUUGUACUUUAAAUGGCCAGGUAGUGUUUGAAGACAUUUUUACUGAAAAGUUUGGCCCUUUGAAAAGGAUGGUGAAGGAUCCAGUUAUAGGCCAGAUUUGGAUCCACACAGAGAGAGCCGUCUUCAGGUACCACGUUGAACGUGAACCUAGAGACGUUUGGAAGAUGUACAUGAACAUGGGCAAGUUUGACUUGGCCAAAGAGUUUUGUAAGGAUCGUCCUGAAUGCAUGGAUAUGGUGUUGGCCAAGGAAGCCGAGCACUGCUUCCAGAUAAAGAAAUAUAAAGAAAGCGCCAAGUGUUAUGCUCUCACUCAAAACUACUUUGAAGAAAUAGCUCUGAAAUUUAUUGAAGCCAAACAGGAGGAAGCACUUAUGGAGUUCCUCUUAAAAAAGCUGUCUAAUCUGAAGCCUACAGAAAAAAUACAGGUCACACUACUUACAACUUGGUUAACGGAGUUGUACUUGAAUCGCCUUGGAGCAUUGGAAAGCGAUUCCUCAAAAAGAAGCUUGUACCUGAAGACGCGGGAGGAGUUCAGAACUUUUCUCAGCAGCAAAAUAAAUAGGGAAUGCCUCAGUAAUAACCGUGCAUCCAUAUAUGAUCUUCUGGCCAGUCAUGGAGACACAGACCAUAUGGUUUAUUUUGCCGUACUUAUGGAAGACUACGAAAGAGUAGUUUCCCACCACUGCCAAAAUGAUGACUACGACGAAGCCCUCAAUGUACUGUCUAAGCACAAAGACAAAAACCUCUUCUACAAAUUCUCUCCUGUACUGAUGCAGCAUAUUCCCCAAAAAGUGGUUGAUGCUUGGGUCAAAAUGGGCAAGAAACUUGACCCAAAGAACCUCAUCCCUGCCCUUGUGAAUUACAAUCAAAGCGCAUGCACUCAGAUAAAUGAAGCCAUUAGGUACAUGGAGUUCUGUGUAUAUGAACUUUGGGAAACUGAACAGGCCAUUCACAACUACCUGUUGUCUCUGUAUGCUCAGUUUUUACCCGAUUCUCUGCUUAUAUACCUAGAGAAAGCUGGCACUAACCCCAACCGAAUUUAUUAUGAUCUAAAAUAUGCCCUGCGCCUAUGUGCCGAACAUGAGCACCAUCGUGCCUGUGUCCAUGUCUACAAAGUUAUGGAGCUCUAUGAAGAAGCGGUGGACCUUGCUUUAAAGGUGGAUGUGGAUCUAGCCAAAUCCUGUGCAGAUUUACCAGCCGAUGACGAAGAACUCCAGAAGAAGCUGUGGCUGAAGAUUGCUCGCCAUGUGGUUCAAGAGGAGAAGGAUGUGAAGAAGGCCAUGGUUUGUCUAUCUAGCUGCAACCUUCUUAAGAUUGAGGAUAUUCUUCCAUUCUUUCCAGACUUUGUGACCAUUGACCACUUUAAAGAAGCCAUUUGCAGCUCCUUGCAAGCUUACAACCAGCAUAUUGAGGAGCUUAAGCAAGAAAUGGAAGAUGCUACAUUGAGUGCUAAGAGAAUACGGGAAGACAUUCAAGAAAUGAGAAAUAAGUACGGUUCGGUGGAUCCUCAAGAUAAGUGUUCUGGCUGUGACUUUCCCCUUUUGAAUCGCCCCUUUUAUCUCUUUCUUUGUAAUCACAUGUUCCAUUCAGAUUGCCUCAUACAGACAGUUUACCCCAACCUCCCACAAUAUAAACAGUUUAAGAUGGAAGACCUGCAGAAGAAACUGGCGGCUGCAGCCCAGCCUUCCAAAAGCCGCUCCCAUGCAAAGGAAGAGGACAGUAGAAGUCUGGAGAAAGGGCAGAAAAGCCGCGAACAGAUUAAAGCCGACCUUGACGACAUUAUUGCAGCUGAAUGUCCUUUUUGUGGUGAACUGAUGAUCCGAUCCAUUGACAAGCCCUUUAUAGAUCCACAGCGAUACAAGGAAGAGAUGCUCAGCUGGCUGUAGGACCUGUUUGUAAGGUUUUAGUGAAGCUAGGCCAGGACCUGGGUCAGCUUUGUAAACCUUCUCGUCUCUUAAGAGUAUGGCCACACAGGGCAGGUUUUGCGCAAUUCCGUGAUGGGGAUUUGACAUGCAUUUCAGCCUAUGUAUUGCAGAAGGUGAAAUGUUUGGUGGAUAACCGCAGCAUAAAUUGACAUACUAGGAAUGUAAAAUACGCACCGCAGGUCAGUUAGUGAGUGGAUGAGCUUUCUUAAAAUCUCAUCCACCAUGCAGGUAUAUUAAGUCGCUGCGGAUUUGUUAAGUCGCAGCGCUAAUUCUGCAGCAUUUUGGUCCCAGGUGGACAUAGCCUAAGAGAAAAAUGAACUCUUGUCAGGGUUGAUGCCUAUCUACACUGAUUUGCAAAAUCCAAAACAAUUGGGGGGCUCCCUUGUGAAAUACCUUAGGAUUCCCCGAUAAGGGUUCAGGGUAGAAUACUUUACCAAGUCAUGUUGUGCAAAUUCAGGCACAACACUAGAGGAUAGCAUGGUCUCUCUGCUGCUGCGCUAGUUUCCAAGGAUCGUCCAGAUGGCGUCCAGAAUACAAAUAGGAACACGUUCGCUCAACAAGGAGCAGAAAAAAAAAAAAACGCGUGCUUCUCUACUAUCUAUAUAAGAUUGUUUGUUAGAAACAUACAUAAAAUAAUACAAAUAAGAAGCUGAGACAGCAUGAUAAAGGUGGCGGCUUGCCACUGAAACGCGUAGCUAGCUUCUUAUUUAGGGUUUAUGUAUGUUUCUUAAUAAACAAUCUUAUAGAUAGUGGCGCAGCGCGCUUUAGUUUUUUUCUGCUCCUUGUUGAUGGAACACUUUCCUGCUUACACUGCUUUCUGACCAUCGGAAGGCUUCUGGCAUGUUCUUCUAUGGUUGUCUGCAGCGAUACCAAUUCGAUACACAGUUUGUCACCUGAGUAAUGUCACUGGGACACUCCACACUUUUUUAAUCAGAUUAAACUGUUUAAUAUUUCUAUAAUGAUGGUUGUCAUCAUGUAUGAAUUGCUUGUGGAAAUGUUUCGAUCUUGUUGUUUUGAGAGCUUUUUAUAUCUCGAUGAAAACACAAGUCACAUCUUUAGUGACUCUUAAUCUUUGUCUGUUUGCGGAUUGAUUUGCAUAGAUCCAGCUGAAUGUAAAAUACAGCACAAUUCCAGAUUUUCUUUAGUAUCUUCUUUUUUUUAAAAAAAAUUCUGAUGAUGAAUCUUACCUGGAAUGGACAAAAAUGAGAUACUUUUUGGCAUGCUGUGGUAUCUAAGCCUUCAUUAUCUUCCCCUCAUCUUUGCUACUGCUUCUCAAUAAUUACACUGCGAAAGAUCAUAAUAUGUAAUAAAUUAUGUUUCAAUCUCA
Messenger RNA from Bufo gargarizans (Asiatic toad), 4342 nucleotides. RefSeq names its product VPS18 core subunit of CORVET and HOPS complexes (gene VPS18). Gene Ontology annotation, biological process: lysosome organization; endosome to lysosome transport; endosome organization. The record is from RefSeq and is a predicted model, not a curated record. NCBI's taxonomy places the organism in Eukaryota, Metazoa, Chordata, Amphibia, Anura, Bufonidae. The transcript has 5 exons. Gene Ontology annotation, molecular function: protein-macromolecule adaptor activity. Gene Ontology annotation, cellular component: HOPS complex; endosome. The coding region runs from base 70 to 2976 and encodes 968 amino acids.